CUGGCGGGCGGCCACCUCCGGGCAGGUCCGGCCCUCGCUGGCGGGUGGGGCUCGGGGAGAGGAGGAGCCUAGAGCUGAGCCACCGCCUCCGCCGAGGACCUUCCGCGGCCGCGCUAGUCACUACUCCGAGUGACGGGCUACAGAGCUACCAAAAUGUCAGGAGAGAUGGGCAAACCACUGAUCAGCCGCCGCCUAGUGGACAGCAACAGCAGCCUUGCUGAACCCCCCAGGGAGGCCCCCAAAGUGGGCAUCCUGGGUAGCGGGGACUUUGCCCGUUCCCUGGCCACACGCCUGGUGGGCUCUGGCUUCCAUGUGGUGGUGGGGAGCCGCAACCCCAAACGCGUAGCUGGGCUGUUCCCCUCAGCAGCCCAAGUGACUUGCCAGGCAGAUGCAGUGAGCUCCUCAGAGGUCAUCUUUGUGGCUGUGUUCCGGGAGCACUACUCUUCACUGUGCAAUCUCAGCGACCAGCUUGCUGGCAAGAUCCUGGUGGACGUCAGCAACCCCACAGAGCAAGAGCACCUUCAGCAUCGUGAGUCCAAUGCUGAGUACCUGGCUUCCCUCUUCCCAACCUGCACAGUGGUUAAAGCCUUCAAUGUCAUCUCUGCCUGGACCCUGCAGGCUGGCCCAAGGGAUGGCAAUAGGCAGGUGCCCAUCUGCGGCAAUCAGCCAGAAGCCAAGCGUGCUAUCUCAGAGUUGGCACACACCAUGGGCUUCAUGCCCAUGGACAUGGGAUCCCUGGCAUUGGCCCGGGAGGUGGAGGCCAUCCCCCUGCGCCUCCUCCCAGGCUGGAAGGUGCCCACCCUCCUAGCCCUGGGGCUGUUCAUCUGCUUCUAUGCCUACAACUUCAUCCGGGAUGUGCUGCAGCCCUACGUACAGGAGGGCAAGAACAAGUUCUACAAGCUGCCGUUGUCCGUGGUCAACACCACACUGCCAUGCGUGGCCUACGUGCUACUGUCACUGGUGUACCUGCCCGGUGUGCUGGCGGCUGCCCUGCAGCUGUGGCGCGGCACCAAGUACCGCCGCUUCCCUGACUGGCUGGACCACUGGCUGCAGCACCGCAAGCAGAUUGGGCUGCUCAGCUUCUUCUGUGCCUCCCUGCACGCGCUCUACAGCUUCUGUGCGCCAGUGGGCCGCACCCAUCGCUACGAGCUGGUCAACCUGGCCGUCAAGCAGGUCUUGGCCAACAAGAGCCGCCUGUGGGUGGAGGAGGAAGUCUGGAGGAUGGAGAUUUACCUCUCUGUGGGAGUGCUGGCCCUUGGCACGCUGUCCCUCCUGGCUGUCACCUCCCUGCCGUCCAUUGCAAACUCACUCAACUGGAGGGAGUUCACCUUCGUUCAGUCCACGCUGGGCUUCGUGGCCCUGGUGCUGAGCACACUGCACACGCUCACCUAUGGCUGGACCCGCGCCUUCGAGGAGAGCCGCUAUAAAUUCUUCCUGCCACCCACCUUCACGCUCACGCUACUGGUGCCCUGCGUCGUCAUUCUGGCCAAAGGCCUGUUCCUCCUGCCCUGCUUAAGACGCAGACUCAACAGGAUCCGGAGGGGCUGGGAGAGGGACGGCGCCGUCAGGUUCACGCUGCCCCUGGACCACAUGCUGGCCGAGAAAACAAGCCACGUGUGAGGUGUUGCGGGCUCUGGACACCAGGAGGGAUGGUGUCCUGAGCCUGUCAGGUUUUCUUUUCUUGAUGGUGCACUGUGUUGUAAUUACGUGCAAAAGGGCAGUUGGAGGUCCGAAUUCCUGGGAUGCAAAUGUAUACAGUAAUAUUCAGAAUGACACACACACACAUGCGUGUGAUAUGUAUGUACAUAUAUUCCAUAUGUAUAACAGGAUUUGCAAUUAUAUUUACUUAGCUAAAAAGUUGGGUCCUUGAGAUUUCAACAUAUAUAUUUAAAAGCAAGUGCUGAUAUUGGGAGAAGAGCAAAUUGUGCUCUGGGAUGUACCCACACUUUUUGUAUAGAAGAGGCUUGUCCCUUGCUGGAUUCGAUCCGUCCAUUCCUUCCACUCUGCUUUUGCUCUGUUUCGAGGGCUCCUGUAGAGCCGGGGCACUAAGGUGGCAGGGAAGACAAGGGCUCUGGCUGGAGCCACCCCAGGUGCGUGCAGUGAGCUGAAGUGCCACUGUGAGGAGCAGGCAGUGGACUAGGGGUGGCAGGGAGCCCUGACUCUGUGCCUGGGCAGUGGUGGGAGGGUGGGGACAGGGCUGAAGCUGCUCCAUCUAAUCCUCCCUGAGCUGCAGAGAUUUUUUUUCUCUGCAAGUCAGAAGUCACCAUGGAGCCUGCAAAUUGAUGCUCCUGUGAGAGUGUGAAGUCACCUCCUCGCCAGAGACAUUAAUGAACCCAGUCUUGAGAACAAGUGUAGUUUCUUUCCCUCCUGUAAGUUAGCGGUGACCGUUCUUUAAACCACUGUGCCUUCUCACUUUUUCCAUCAUUAGUUUCAACAUCUCCCAGGAAGACCUGGAGCAAACCCUUUAGAAAUCAGUCCAAGGGGGAGAGGAAGAGCCCAUAAGAGCUCACUAGGCAAUGGAAUUGCGCCCUUUUACGACCCUGCCCGGGGCCUGAAGGACUGUGUUCAUUAAGUCAGUUCUGUGGGAAGCACCAGGGACCCCUUCUAAUGUCCUCUGCUGCUGCUGGGCAGAGAACCUGCUUCCCAAGCAUCCAGAAAACCACCCCAGUUCCAACUUCCUCCUGAUGAGUAUACAUUUCAGAACGGGGGGAGGGUCUUCUUCGCCAAAGCUAUAAACCUAAAGUGCAGACCCCUGCCAGGGCCCCAAGACACUUGUCCUCCACUCCUAUGCCACCCACCACAGGUUCCUACUGAAACCAGUUGGUCUCCCCUGUAGAGAAAGAGCUGUUCUCGGCUGAGCUCUCAAACUCCCUGCAGAACCAGGGAGAUCUGCCAGUGCAAAAGCAUCUUUGAACACAAGAGGAGGGGAGGUCUCGAUGGGUCUCCUGGGCCCUAAGUCAUCUUCUGAUGGGACAAAGAGAUUAGGGCCAGUAAAGGCUAACCAGAGGGGCCCAGGCGAGUUGGCUCACACAUGUAAUCCUAGAACUCUGGGAGGUGGAGGCAGGUGGAUCACCUGAGCUCAGGAGGUUGCGACCAGCCUGAGCAAACGUGAGGCCCCAUCUCUACUAAAAACAGAAAAACUAGCCAGGUGUUAUGGUGGGUACCUGUAGUCCCAACUACUCGGGAGGCUGAGGCAAGAGGAUCUCUUGAGCCCAGGAGUUUGAAGUUGCUGUGAGCUAUGAUGCCACGGCACUCUUCCCAGGGUGACAGAGUGACACUGUCAAGGAAAAAAAACAAGGGUGACCAGAGAGAGCCAUGAGAUGAUAUUCCCCUGCCUCCUCUGGGAGCUACGUGGGCUCACAUCUGUGAAGCACAUUAGGAUCCUUUAGGGAAACAAAGCAGGAAGGAGCAGCCCAGUGUAAGAUCAUCUCAUCAGGCCUGAGACUGGUGGAGGGAAGGCCGUGCCUCGAAACUCUGCUUCCUGCAGAUGUUUUCCAUCUGCUGCCCUAAGGCUGAGUGGCAGAAGCUUGUCUCUGCCAGCACUGAUGGAGCAUCAGCUGUGCCCCCACAGAGCCCUGCUGAGAAGGAGACAGGUGAAGUAGAGAUGUUAGCAUUUGAUGGCACAGGAGGGCCCAUCGAUUACCUGCCAAUAGGAAGCAGAGACUGUGGGCAGUGGAAACCCACCAGUGAUCCCCAACUCCAGCGGGUGCUGGCCACCUUCCUUAUCUGGCCCAACCUGGCCAGGUGGUUGCUUACACCAAAGAUGCCGACACAGAGCCAAGGCCAGUGGACUUCCUCCCCUUCCCCACUCACUGAAGGCCUCAUCAGGAGGGAAGCACUUCCAAGGUGGGGGUCAAGCAGGGACAGGCACCACUGAUAGCCUGUCGUCUACCAGCUGGACAGCUGGCUCACAGAAGGCAGGUGGGAUGAUGCUGGGCCCUGAUCUGUGACUGCUGCCUCUCUUCCCUACCUCACCAGGCAGCUGGCAACAGCAUCCCCCGAGAACACAUCACUCCCUGCAGCCUUGUAAAUUCUCUGUGCCUCUGGGUACACAAGUGCCUCAACCAACAUACUCCAAAAAUCCUAAAUGCCAUGGUCUGAGGUUAACAUCUAAAAUCUAUGCCAUUGAAAAAAUCUGUGUAAUAUUUUUUAACUUUAUAGACCUUGUCUAAAAAGCAGCAAAAAUAAACACAUAACCCUC
Molecule: messenger RNA, 4201 nt
Organism: Nycticebus coucang (slow loris)
Lineage: Eukaryota; Metazoa; Chordata; Mammalia; Primates; Lorisidae
Gene: STEAP3
Product: STEAP3 metalloreductase
Exons: 5
Coding region: 154-1620 (488 amino acids)
Biological process (GO): copper ion import
Cellular component (GO): plasma membrane; endosome
Molecular function (GO): ferric-chelate reductase (NADPH) activity; cupric reductase (NADH) activity
Source: RefSeq, a predicted model, not a curated record